AAAAAACUGACAUCACUUGCGGUUGUUUCCGAAUCGGAGUGAUAGAAUGAGAAAAAUAUUCUUAUUAGAUUCUGGUGAUUUUUAAAGAAUUGAAAGUUAUAAAGUACAAAUAAAUCUGUGUAUGUUUGUAAACUGGCAAAAGUAACACAAAUGUAUAAAAUAGUCCAUGCCGAAAAUAUUUAAGUACAUCGUGAAAUAAUAAUUUCUGAGCGGUAGUAACUUAGAACAAAAUUGUACUGUCAGUCGCAUUGGCAAUUGUGUGAAAUUACGCGCUUUACAACAACUACGAUCCGGCCCAAUGCUGUGUAGCUGAAGGUGAAGGAGCUUGUGUUCUACGAUUCUAUUGUCAUCGUUAGUUGAGUCAAAAUCGUUUAAUACUUUUAUAUUAUAUUCGCUGGCAAAGUGCCAAGCGAUUUUUGUAAACCUGGAUAAACUGGAGAAAAGGUCAAAAGUGGCGAAUGUUUCAAAUCUAAGUCUUGCUGAUGAGGAAUUUAUAUACAAUGUCAGCGGUGACAUUGAACACUUUUUAAGUCAAAGACAUAGUUCUAGUGUUCUACUUUUUCCACCUGUGAACAAUUUUCGUCGUUUUCUUAUACAUCAGACAUGUGAGCAAUUUCGCCAGCAAUACGAUCUCUUCACUUUUUCAGUGGGGCAGGGCUUACACCGUCGUACUGUUGUCUGUUUUCGGAAUCAAUUAUUGGAUCCGAAUAAAUUUACAGAUACAGCGGCUGCCGCAAAUUUCGAAUCGCGAAAAAAAUCACCGGUGAAAAGUUGGCGAAGUGAGCGAAAAGCUGAAGGUACCGUAAACGAUAUAACUUCAACUAUUGCCAGACAACAGAAGAAUACCAUUAGUAAGAUGGGAGUGGAGAAAAAUGGAUGUGAAACUCGCAUAGUCAAAACGAACUCAAUAGAUCUCUAUCGACCGCCAGCUUUAAGAAAUUAUAAUCUCAGCGCCGAUACUGUUGAUGCUAACAUUGCAGUUUGUGAAAAAAGUGGGUCAGUGAAUGCAGCAACCACUGCACCGACCGAUGCAGAGUCUUCUUGCGCUGCAACUGCAAUUGGCAAAGCCACACUAAUAUCUACCUCAAUAUCAUGCAAUAAUUCCCCAACAUAUGCAAAUGAGAGCAAUAAUAGUUUCGAUAAUAAUACUGUGACCUCGAGGAGCGUAAGCCGUAGUGACGACGUAGUAACGCCAACAGUAACAACAACUCUAACAACAACCGCAUUAAUGAACCAUUCGGAAUCGUCUGGCAGCGAUAUGACAACUAAGCCAACGGCAAUCGACGUCGGCGUCAGUAACACCAACGGCCAGCAAAGACUACCGUCAGCUGUACGACGUGAACGUCGACCAGACAGAGCGGUAUAUAUUCCAAGGGCACGACGUAGUCAAACUACCCCUCCAACAACGCCGGCCCCCACAUUCGGUGAAGUAAAAGGAAUACAUCAGCCGCAACAAAAUCACCACCAACGACAUGAGCAAGCAAAUGCUAGCACAUCAAUGACCGCUUCGUUAGCUCCGAUGCCCUCAACGACAGUCAACAACAACGGCAGUAGUGGUGGCAGCGACGGUUGUAGUAAUCAGCAGCAGCAAUUCGCGAUUACUUCAGAGACAAGAGAGUUAGUAUACACCAAAGCGUCGGCCAAACUAGACGAUAUAUCUGGCGAAAAGAGUACUGGGACAGCUGUCGCUAAUUCAGUCGGAAAGAAAUCGAAAUCAUCUAACGGGAGUAGUCGUGAGCGGAGAGAACGUUCUAAAAAGUCUACAUCUAUUGUUGAGGGACAAGAGGCGAAAAUUACAAAAUUAUCAUUGGAUAGAAAGGAAACGAAACUGCAACAAAAACAACAACAACAGGACGAUCAUGAGUCAGAUGUGUUAGGUGAUACGCUUUUAGAAAAAAGAAAUUUGAUAACUCAAAUACAACAGCGACAAGAAUAUCAACAAAAUUUUGAUAUUGAAAACACACAACAGAGAUCAUCAUCUUCGUUCUACGGGCAACAAGAAUCAAUAGGACAAGAAAUACAAACGGAAAUUAUCGUUAACAACGAAAUGAACUCGAAAUCGGUCAAACGAACGAAAGUGAAAAAACACAACAGUAGUAAUGUUGGGAGUACAAAUAAGGUGCAGAAUCUACGCAUCGAAGAUGUCGCAUCAACCGAAAAUGGUACAAUAAAUACAGCAACUAAAUGUGAUAUAGAGGUGCAGGAGUUCCAGCGUGCAUCGAAGGAAAUAAAUCGAAGCAAUCGACGCAUUAUUAAACAAACAUUCGUCUCAGAUGUACUCGAAAUUCCUGAGAAAAUCGAAAACACCACAGAAAAUGACACUGUCAAUCAAAAGAGUCCAAAUAAUAUAUUACAACUUCCCGUUGCGCAAACAAAUCGUUCAGCAGUAGAUAGCACUACUGAGGAGGAGGAAGAAGACGACUGGGAAACUAUGUACGAUGAUAGUGGAGAGUGUUUAGAUCCAAAAAUUGUGCAAGAGCUCACUGCUUCGGUUGGCAAAGUGAAGAUUGAAUUACCAAAAAUGGAUUAUAGUGCAUACCUUACAAAACAGUCCAUACUCAACGAUGAAGAGUUCCCACAUGUACUCGAAGUAUCGAAUUUCCCUGUGGAAUUUAAGAAUCAUGAUCUUCUGAUGGUUUUUUCGCAAUACAAAGAGUCAGGUUUCGAUAUUAAAUGGGUGGAUGAUACUCAUGCAUUGGCUGUGUUCAGUAGCUCUCGAAUUGCUGCUGAAGUUUUAACAAUGGGUCAUCCAUUUGUAGUAUUGAAACCAUUAGCUGAAGCUACUGUAGAAUCUCGCUUAAAGGCUAAGAAAUGUGCCGCAUCCUUGCAACCAUAUCGUCAAAGGCCGGAAACUUGUGCUGCUCUGGCACGUCGUCUAGUAACUGGUGCAUUAGGUGUACGACUGAAAACUGCUGCCGCUGAAAGAGAAAAUGAAAAACGUGUUCUACGUGAAGCCAAAGAACGUAAAUUGUUGGCAGCUAAGCAAAGGGAUGAAAUAUGGGAGAGCUAGGCCACAAUGAAUGCAUCUUGUAUUUGUACACUUCCUGCCUGCAUUCUAAAUAAUUAUGGACUUCAAUUUAAGAAAAUCGUUUUUAAAUGCGAUGAAUUAUGAUUAAAUAAUUAAGAAAUAGAUCCCAUUACGAUCUUAAUUGAAAUAUUUAAAAGUAAGUGAGUAGCAGAAAAUUUUUAAUUUAAAAUUCAUUGUAUGCUCUAAAGAUACAAAACACA
Messenger RNA from Ceratitis capitata (Mediterranean fruit fly), 3228 nucleotides. RefSeq lists its product as uncharacterized. The record is from RefSeq and is a predicted model, not a curated record. The coding region runs from base 857 to 3010 and encodes 717 amino acids. Gene Ontology annotation, molecular function: nucleic acid binding. The transcript is spliced from 9 exons. NCBI's taxonomy places the organism in Eukaryota, Metazoa, Arthropoda, Insecta, Diptera, Tephritidae.